UUAAGGACGUCGGGAACAUCGUCGUUCCGGCGACAACACCGGGUACCUCGAACACCUCUUUCCCGUCGUUCGGUCCGCGAAUGAUUCAGUGAAUUGUGCAGUGCCUCCGACAUUCCACCUGAACGUUCCGUGAAUCUGUGAAGACCAUACUGAUCCAGGUGAUCGGUACUGGUACCACGGACGAGGAAGGAUACCGAGGAGGAAGCAAAGGUAGCAGCAGAGGAAGUAGCAGGCUUGGUGAGUUGGGUGAAAAUCGAUGGCCAUCAGCGCCCAUGGGCGGCCUCGCGUUUAGAACAAGGAAUAGCCCCUCCCAGAAGACCUCGCUCCGGUGGGGCGAUUGCUGCCCCCCAAAUCCCAACCCUCCGUCGUCGUCGGCCGUCUGGAAGGACCAUCGCCAGGACAUGCCGUUGGUACCCGUGUGAGGCUGCCCCCCGCUACUGCGUGACUGUACCCCGCGGGGUCUUCAGAGGAAUCCGAAUUUACCAAAGUCGGAUCGACCGGCGAACCACCCGGACUUGCGUCUACGUCAGUUCGAGUUCACCCAGGUGGACCCGUACUCCCCGAAGAUGAUCAACUUUGCCGGUCUUGUCUCUAUCGCUUUGUUCUACGUGCUGAUAUUGGCCGUAGGAAUAUGGGCGGCCAGGAAGAAGGAGACCGGCAACGACUCCGAGGAGGAAGUCAUGCUAGCGGGUCGUUCGAUCGGAAUGUUCGUCGGUAUAUUUACGAUGACCGCGACCUGGGUUGGAGGUGGUUACAUCAACGGCACCGCCGAGGCCAUUUACACCAAGGGCCUCGUUUGGUGCCAGGCUCCUUUCGGAUAUGCCCUCAGCCUCGUUUUCGGUGGUAUAUUCUUCGCAAACAAGAUGCGAGAACAGGGGUACAUCACGAUGUUAGAUCCUCUUCAAGAUGCAUUUGGCGAACGUAUGGGAGGUCUUCUGUUUCUUCCUGCCCUAUGUGGCGAGGUCUUCUGGGCCGCAGGUAUCCUAGCAGCUUUGGGUGCUACCUUGGCGGUUAUCAUUGACAUAGACCAGCGUCCUUCGGUCAUUUUCAGCGCUUGCAUCGCCGUUCUUUACACGCUCUUCGGAGGCCUUUAUUCCGUUGCAUAUACCGACGUUAUUCAGCUUUUUUGCAUUUUCAUUGGGCUGUGGAUGUGCAUUCCAUUUGCCUGGACGAACCCAAAAGUGCAAUCACUCGGUGACAUGCAGGUGGACUGGAUCGGUGAAGUGGAUUCGAAAGAGUACUGGGUAUACAUAGAUUAUGGACUUUUGUUGAUAUUCGGUGGUAUUCCGUGGCAAGUGUACUUCCAACGGGUGUUGUCCUCGAAGUCGGCUACUAGGGCUCAGAUAUUGAGCUACGUGGCUGCGUUAGGAUGCAUACUGAUGGCCGUCCCGCCUGUUCUCAUCGGGGCUAUCGCCAAAGCGACGGCUUGGAACGAGACGGGAUACACUGGCCCCUAUCCCCUCACCGAGAACGAAACAAGCAUGAUCCUGCCGAUGGUCCUGCAGUACUUGACGCCAGAUUUCGUUUCAUUUUUCGGCUUAGGCGCAGUAUCGGCGGCGGUGAUGUCUUCGGCCGACAGUAGCAUCCUCUCGGCGAGUUCCAUGUUCGCCAGAAACGUGUAUAAAUUGAUCUUCCGUCAGAGGGCGUCGGAAAUGGAGAUCAUCUGGGUGAUGAGAGUGGGGAUAGGCGUGGUCGGCGUGUUGAGCACGGUGAUGGCUCUAACGAUCCCGUCGAUCUACGGGCUUUGGUCGAUGUGCUCGGACCUGGUCUACGUGAUCCUGUUCCCCCAACUGUUGAUGGUGGUCCACUUCAAAGAGAGCUGCAACACUUACGGCAGCCUGUCCGCAUACAUAAUAGCGUUCGCGGUGCGGAUCAGCGGNGGCGAGCCGUUAUUAGGGCUGCCCGCUCUGAUCCACUAUCCGGGCUACGACGAGGAGACUGGCACCCAGACGUUCCCGUUCAGAACGAUGGCUAUGCUGCUGUCGUUGGUGACGCUGGUCGGCGUGUCGUACGGCACGCAGGUGGCCUUCCUGACCGGCAGGGUGGCGCCCGGUUACGACGUCUUCAGGUGCGUCGUCAAUAUACCGGAAGAUGUCGAGAGGGUAGGCCCGGACCCGGCGGAAGGCGAACAAAUGGCUGUCCUGGCUGCCGGCGUCGGAAGACUGUACGGCAGCAAGGACGAAUCGAACGGACGAGUGAAUCCUGCGCUCGAGCCGGACUACGACAUGGAGCCGGGCUACAAAGCACCCGGGGCGAUGGAGGGCGUUGUUGCCGGAGGAGGUGGCGGAGGUGCCGGGGUGCACCUGGUGCCUCACGGACCCAACGUGCCACGACAGCCCCAAUCCAGCACCGAGUUCUAAUCCCUGGUUCCGUGAUCGGAUGCUGUGACCAACAAUAAACAAGGCGGUACAGGUCUGUCCUUGGUUUCUUCUUAUUACGGGAGAUCUGACCUUACAGAGUUUCUUCCUUCUUGUCGAACCUUUUGCAAUUUUUUUAUACACUCCCGACAUUCUAGAGUUUUUGACGUUAACUUAGGAAAUGCUGGCGAAUCUGGAUCAUAUCUUACGUCCAUGUUUUAAAAAGUGAAAAUUUGGAAGUUUGCUACUGCGAAUUUGAAUUAAACUUUGAAAUUUCUUUAAAUUUUAAACAUGAACUCUGAAUUUUUCCGAACGUCACAUCUCCCGUAACCACUGUUCAUCGCCAUCCCUAUGCUUUCAAACGGUUCCUAGAGAAGUAGGAUCAACAUUCGAUAAUAAAUUACAAGCGUGUUUGCUUUCGCUAAUAAGCUAGAGUUGCGUUUACUAAUUUGAUUCGUUUCUUCUGGUUUCUCGUCUCGUCCCACGUCCGAGGAGCUUCGACACCAAGCCAAUUUGUUCCAAGUUUCAAACGAAUUUUUCUUCGUAUUCGCGUUUAUACGUUAGCUACGGUGUCGUGUACCUGCUUGAACAAUGCUCGUUCGUGCUCUUCCGUAGUGAAAGCAAUAGAUGACAGGAAGCGAAGUCAGUGAGAGAGGUCGAACGAGUGAACAAGGAAUCGGAGGUUACUGUACCCUGCUACCCCUAUGUGGACACCUGAUGGAACUGAUCUCUGUUUUUCAAGGUUCUUAUGUUCUAGGGUUUAGUUAGGCUUUUAGGCCCAAACGUGGGUUAUAAAUUCAUUCAGUUGUCGAUAGGUCCUAGACUGUUAGGUUGGGAGUCCACCUAGACUCCAUUUUGAUACGUUAGACCCUAGAGCCCUAACAGCUGAGUGAUGCUCACUCGGACGCCGACCGAUUGGACGCGUCCCGAUUCGAAGCGGUGCCGAUUGGACGCGUUCAAAGCAGAGCUUAUAGAACCUAACCUAACCUAAUCUAACAGCUUCGAAUUGGGUCGCGUCCAAUCGGCACCGCUUCGAAUCGGGACGCGUCCAAUCGGUCGGCGUCCGAGUGAGCAUCACUCAGCUGUUAGGGCUCUAGGGUCUAACGUAUCAAAAUGGAGUCUAGGUGGACUCCCAACCUAACAGUCUAGGACCUAUCGACAACUGAAUGAAUUUAUAACCCACGUUUGGGCCUAAAAGCCUAACUAAACCCUAGAACAUAAGAACCUUGAAAAACAGAGAUCAGUUCCAUCAGGUGUCCACAUAGGGGUAGCAGGGUACAGUAACCUCCGAUUCCUUGUUCACUCGUUCGACCUCUCUCACUGACUUCGCUUCCUGUCAUCUAUUGCUUUCACUACGGAAGAGCACGAACGAGCAUUGUUCAAGCAGGUACACGACACCGUAGCUAACGUAUAAACGCGAAUACGAAGAAAAAUUCGUUUGAAACUUGGAACAAAUUGGCUUGGUGUCGAAGCUCCUCGGACGUGGGACGAGACGAGAAACCAGAAGAAACGAAUCAAAUUAGUAAACGCAACUCUAG
Messenger RNA from Megachile rotundata (alfalfa leafcutting bee), 3895 nucleotides. RefSeq names its product choline transporter (gene ChT). NCBI's taxonomy places the organism in Eukaryota, Metazoa, Arthropoda, Insecta, Hymenoptera, Megachilidae. Gene Ontology annotation, cellular component: plasma membrane. The record is from RefSeq and is a predicted model, not a curated record. Gene Ontology annotation, molecular function: choline:sodium symporter activity. Gene Ontology annotation, biological process: acetylcholine biosynthetic process; choline transport; transmembrane transport.